ACCCACUCUCUGUCAGUUCAGUGUCCAAGUGUAGACGAUCGCAUGUGGAACUACCAGUGAAAGUGAAUUGAGCACACAGUAAUUGUACGCUGCCAUAAGAAAUAUUCUAUUCAUUGCUUAAAGACACUUCAAAUAGAGCAAUUAUGAAAUCCGCCGCGAGCUUUGUGCUACUUUUGCUUUGCUUGUGCAUCUGCCUUAUCGGCGGGCCGGGGCAAACGGACGCCGAGCCGCUGUUUGGUGGCCCCGGUGCUGCUUGGCCAAUUCUACGUCUAGUCGAGGAGGUGCCACGGGACUCGCUCACACCUCAUAGGCGUGUGAAGCGUGUCAAGCGAGCUGGCUUUGAUCGCACAAUCGACCCGGGAUAUGAAUACCAAAACGGCACCGAGGACGGUAAGGAACGCUUUCCUGUGUGGGACGAUGCGAAGGGAGAGCCACUAGUGGAUUCAUAAGUGUGCUUAAUAGUUGUAGGAAAUUAGUUGAGAGUUCAAGAUGGUGUAGGAAUCAUAUGUAUAUACCCUUAUCACAGAAUAUAGCUGUAUGCUCUAUAUUGGUCGAAGUAAAGUCCUAUAGAUGUGGUUAGUCCUCUUUAUGUCGACUUAAACAGUUUAACGUAGACAAUAGAUAUUACUAACCAUUUUAUUUAUUGUAUUUUUUCACUGAAAACGGGCGACCGUUGCCGUUUAAAGUUAUUAAAAUGUGUACAUAUAUACUCAUAA
This is a messenger RNA of Bactrocera dorsalis (oriental fruit fly), 716 nucleotides long. RefSeq lists its product as uncharacterized. The record is from RefSeq and is a predicted model, not a curated record. NCBI's taxonomy places the organism in Eukaryota, Metazoa, Arthropoda, Insecta, Diptera, Tephritidae. The transcript has 2 exons. Bases 144 to 449 code for a protein of 101 amino acids.